Mus musculus (house mouse) is the source of this 2229-nucleotide messenger RNA. It is a transcript of the gene Spsb3, whose product is annotated as splA/ryanodine receptor domain and SOCS box containing 3. The coding region runs from base 718 to 1782 and encodes 354 amino acids. Lineage: Eukaryota; Metazoa; Chordata; Mammalia; Rodentia; Muridae. The transcript is spliced from 7 exons. Gene Ontology annotation, molecular function: ubiquitin-like ligase-substrate adaptor activity. Gene Ontology annotation, biological process: protein K48-linked ubiquitination; negative regulation of epithelial to mesenchymal transition; protein ubiquitination. Gene Ontology annotation, cellular component: nucleus; Cul5-RING ubiquitin ligase complex. The record is from RefSeq and is marked validated.
GUCAGGCGUCAGGGACGGCAUCGCUGUGGCGAGAUCCGCGAGCCUUUGGCGAGGGAAGCAACCUUCAGCCCCGCGGAGGCCGAGCGUGGCUACGUCCAGGGACAUCUCUGGUUCAUUCAUUGGGUUCCUACUGUGUGUUCUUAUACGGCGCUCAGCCAACCCAACUGCUGUGGAGUGCUGUGCGCGGCCCCGCCCGGCUUCUUUGUGGAUGGCCGGGGCGAGGUAGGGUAGUACAGUGGGUCUACAGGGGGACAGGAGGCAGCUAGGACAGAGUCGACUAUUAGACAAAGACAGUCCACUCGGGAGAGGAGAUCCGGACCUCUCAAAGCCUUUCAUUUUGUCCCAAGAACGAUGUCAAGCCAGUGAGUUUAAGGUUGUAUCAAAGACUGAGUUUGUAGUGUGCAGAGCCGGAUGGGUGAGAGGGAGUUGUGUGGUGCAGGAAGCGGUGGGGGUCUCCAAUGGCAAGGAGGGGUGUCAGGAGUGGAUGACAGCGGUGUUUCUGGCAUGAGGAACUGGAUGCUGUGGAUGCCAUUUGCCAAAGUGGACCGCGGAGGAGGAGCAAGUUAAGUGUCAAAUGCCUGAGGGGCAACAGCUCCUGAACAGAAUGCAGAGAUGGGCUGGGACACAUCCAAAGUCAUGGGUGUCUGGGUUGUGUUUCACACCAUCGCCCUGGGCUUGAUUGAGGUGCUCAGAUACUCGAGCCAGGUUCUCUCCACUAUGGCCCGGCGUACACGGAGUAGCAGGGCAUGGCAUUUCGUCCUGAGCGCAGCCCGCCGAGAUACAGAUGCCCGGGCUGUGGCUCUGGCAGGCAGCUCUAACUGGGGCUAUGACUCUGAUGGGCAGCACAGCGACUCCGACUCUGACCCUGAGUACUCCUCCCUGCCACCAUCCAUCCCCAGUGCUGUGCCUGUGACAGGAGAGUCCUUCUGUGACUGCGAGGGCCAGAAUGAGGCUACCUUCUGCAACAGUCUGCACACAGCACACCGUGGCAAGGACUGCCGGUGUGGUGAGGAGGAUGAGGAUUUUGAUUGGGUCUGGGAUGACCUGAACAAGUCCUCAGCCACCUUGCUGAGCUGUGAUAAUCGCAAGGUCAGCUUUCACAUGGAGUAUAGCUGUGGCACUGCAGCCAUUCGGGGCACCAAGGAGCUAGGGGAUGGCCAACACUUCUGGGAAAUCAAGAUGACCUCUCCAGUGUAUGGCACAGACAUGAUGGUGGGCAUUGGGACGUCGGAUGUAGACCUGGACAAGUACCACCACACGUUCUGCAGCCUGCUGGGCAGGGAUGAGGACAGCUGGGGGCUCUCCUACACUGGGCUCCUCCACCACAAAGGUGACAAGACGAGCUUCUCUUCACGCUUUGGCCAGGGCUCCAUUAUUGGUGUGCACUUGGACACCUGGCAUGGGACACUGACAUUCUUCAAGAACAGGAAGUGCAUAGGAGUGGCUGCUACUCGGCUUCAAAACAGAAGGUUCUACCCGAUGGUUUGCUCCACGGCUGCCAAGAGCAGCAUGAAAGUCAUCCGCUCCUGCGCCAGCUCCACAUCCCUGCAGUACCUGUGCUGCUACCGCUUGCGCCAACUGCGGCCAAAUUCAGGGGACACCCUCGAGGGCCUGCCCUUGCCACCUGGCCUCAAGCAAGUGCUGCAUAACAAGCUGGGCUGGGUUCUGAGCAUGAACUGCAACCACUGGAAAUCCCCUGUGCCCCCUCCUGGCACAGCUACACCUGGUGCCGAGAGUCUGGAGACCAGGCCCUGUCAGAGGAAGCGCUGCCGAAGAAGCUGACUUCUCCCCUGGGAACGCAGAUACCUUCCUCUUUCUCGCCCUUCCAGGGCAGCAGGAGAGGGAAGAACUGAGGUCCAGGCUUUUCCCUAUCUCCCUGAGGCCAGGACAGUCUUCUCCGGUGACCAUGGAGUGAAGGUCAUUCUACUGCCUGUGCUGGUAGGGAAGCCGUACUCCUAUUUGUCCUUUGAGUUGCCACGUGUCUUGGGAACUGCAGCUAGGCACCUGUGAACCUAGAUUCCAAGCCCGGGAGGCUGGCCGACGAAGGGGAGUGCAUUCAUAUCCCGGGGAGAAGAUGGGCUGUCCCCACCCACGGGGCCGUGGGGCUUUCCUGACUUGCACUGCAUGUUGUCAGCUCCUGCUGCAGAGAUGGCAGUGGGUGCCCUGUGAAGGGGUUUUGUCUUGUCCCUCUAUGUUAUAUCAUUAAAAGAGCCUUCACAAAUGCCCAAG